Messenger RNA from Entrophospora sp. SA101, 1155 nucleotides. The record is from the annotation of a GenBank genome assembly. NCBI's taxonomy places the organism in Eukaryota, Fungi, Glomeromycota, Glomeromycetes, Entrophosporales, Entrophosporaceae.
AUGUCAAAAGAAAAUAAUAAACCCAUUUCUCUCUACGAAUUAAUCAAACAAAAAUCUCAAAAAAAAGGUCGUCCGUUAAAAAUCGUUUGUGAUUGGGAUGAGUGUUUGUUUGCUUUUCGACCAUUUGCCAUUUAUGAACUCGGUAAGAUUAGUAAACCUUUCAAGGAUUAUUUUGAAGACUUUUCAAAAAAUACAAUAAUAGUUAGUGGUGAAGGCAGUAGUGAGAACCCCGCCACUCAUCAUCAACACGACAAUAUUCACACAACCAACGCUUUUAACCCUCAUUACAACGAGGUGAAAACAGCUGAGGCUGGUUUAAAUACCAAGCAAACUGACUUAACUACUGCCAACACUGAAUUAACUCGCAUUGCUGGUGAAGUUACCAAAAUUACUAAUGAUACUAAUUUAAAAACUUUAAUCAAAACUAACACCGCUGGGCAGCAAGAAGUUGAUAACGCCGAACUAACUCGAUUCUCUAACCUAGUUAAAAACGUCAAUAAUAACAAUAAUUCCCAACUCCAAGACCAGUUAACUCAGGCUCAACAGGAGCGGGAUAAUUAUAAAGGGGAAUUAGAAAAACAGCAAGAGAACCAUAAAGAUUGUGCUAAUAUUAAAUCAGAACGCGACCGCUUACAACAAGAAUUAGUUAAUAAAGAAAAAGAAUUAUUACAACACUUUAUUCAAGAGUUAAACCUUGCCUUAACUACUGGCACGAUUACCAAAGAGCAAGUAUUACAAGUAAUCAAAGAAAAGAUUAAGAAUUCUCCCGGUAAUUCCGGUUCGAACGCUGAUUUAACCGCCCAAAUUGACCGCUUAAAGCAAGAAAUUACCGAAUUGAAAAAUAGUAAAAUUACUUCGGAAGUUGUCAGAGAUAAAUUUGAAACUGUUUAUAGCAACGCGGGAAUAACUGUUUCGGCUUCUAUGAAAGAUAAAAUUGAUAGUACUUCCUCGGCCGAAGAAAAGUUGGGUUUGAAAUUAGAUAUAAUGAAUGAGGAAAUCCAAAAAGAGAAAAAACAAAAAGAUAUGGCUAAACGAAUGAAUAUUAUUUUCGGACUUUUAUCCGUUUUUAGUUUAUUAACAGUUGCUUUCUUACUAGUGAAAAAGGUAAUUUUACCGGGAAGUGAAUUAGGUCCCAAAAAAAAGAUAAAUAAGUAA